AUGAAUGGUGAAGAUGACAUGUCUGUUAAAGCUUCUAGUUUCAUGCUCUUUGGUAAGAAGAUUCCGGUGCCGGAUUAUCAUAUUCCGGCGAGUUCUCAGAUUCAGGCCAAUUCUACAACCAUGAAAUCGAAGAAUUCUUCAAAUGAUGAAGAUGAAUCAAAAGUUACUACCAACACUGUGGAAGAUACCAUGGAAACAAGCAGCAAAGAACAAGACAAAGUCCUAAAGAAGCCGGACAAGAUUGUUCAGUGUCCGAGAUGCAAAAGUUUUGACACGAAAUUCUGUUAUUUCAACAAUUACAAUGUCAAUCAGCCUCGUCAUUUCUGUCGGAGCUGUCAUAGGUAUUGGACAGCAGGUGGAACGAUGAGAAACGUUGCUGUCGGUGCAGGGAGACGGAAGAACAAGCAUAUCACUAAUGAUAAUGGUAUUGUCCUUAAAUUCGGUCGAGAAAAUGGCUCUCUGGACGAAUCAAGAACAUCGAUGCUUAACCUUAUGAACCAAAAGAGAAAUGUUGAUGCAGGUGGUGGUAACAAUUGUAGAGAAAACGGAGAUGAAGAAUCGUCGUUAUGUGUGUCUUCUGUGACAAAUGGUUUUACUCGAGGAAACGAGUUAACCGAAGCCGAACAAAAUAGGUCAAAACAGUUGCAGAGUUACCCUUCAGCUCCAUGGAUGAUUCCAGUGAAUCAAAGGUGGAACAAUUAUACUUCCAUGGUUCAAUCAUCAAUGCAGAUGUGUAACCCUUUUGGUAUUGAUCCUAAUGCAAUGCAGUGGUGUCACGCGCCGAUGGUGGCGGUUACGAACAUUUUCACACCAAACAUUGGAUUGCAAUUUGUUCCAGGAUCAUAUGGAAAUGGAAAUGGAAAUGUUUCAAUAGGCUCAAAUGGUUGCAUUUCACCUUCUUCAUCAAUUACUAGUAACAGUUUUUGUGAAGGUAAUGGUUCAACAAUCCCUAGCAAACACACUAGAGAUUCUGUUUUGAUGGAUGAAGAGAAAUCAUAA
Messenger RNA from Lathyrus sativus (Indian pea), 999 nucleotides. Lineage: Eukaryota; Viridiplantae; Streptophyta; Magnoliopsida; Fabales; Fabaceae. The record is from the annotation of a GenBank genome assembly.